AUGGCUCUGGAGGUGACCCACGCGGUGGCCGGGCUUGGGCUGGCAGAACUUUAUGUCUCAGAUCGAGAGGGAAGUGAUGCAACUGGUGAUGGAACAAAAGAUAAACCUUUUAAAACAGGUUUAAAGGCUUUGAUGACAGCAGGAAAGGAGCCAUUUCCUACCAUUUAUGUGGAUUCACAAAAAGAAAAUGAGAGAUGGGACGUUAUUUCCAAAUCACAGCUGAAGAACAUUAAAAAAAUAUGGCACAGGGAACGAAUGAAGAAUGAAUCCCGAGAGCAAAAAGAGGCAGAAGACAAUUUAAGACGAGAAAGAAACCUAGAAGAAGCAAAGAAAAUUACCAUUAAACAAGAUCCAAGUCUUCCAGAGGCAAAAUGUGUAAAGAUUUGUGCUUUAGAAGCACAUCGAGGCCAACGUGUGAAGGUGUUUGGUUGGGUCCACAGGUUACGUAGGCAAGGGAAGAAUUUAAUGUUUCUUAUAUUAAGAGAUGGUACAGGAUAUCUUCAAUGUGUCUUGUCAGAUGAACUGUGUCAGUGUUACAAUGGAGUGGUUUUGUCUACAGAAAGUAGUGUUGCAGUGUAUGGAACACUCAAUCUUACACCUGAAGGCAAGCAGGCACCAGGAGGCCAUGAAUUAAGCUGUGACUAUUGGGAAUUGAUUGGCUUGGCCCCUGCUGGAGGAGCUGAUAAUCUGAUAAAUGAAGAGUCUGAUGUAGAUGUUCAGCUUAACAAUAGGCAUAUGAUGAUCCGAGGAGAGAACAUGUCCAAAAUAUUGAAAGUGCGUUCAGUGGUCACCGGAUGCUUUAGAGAUCACUUUUUUGAUAGGGGAUACUAUGAAAUCACUCCUCCAACAUUAGUACAAACACAGGUGGAAGGUGGUUCCACACUUUUCAAACUUGACUAUUUUGGAGAAGAUGCAUUUUUAACUCAGUCAUCACAGCUAUAUUUGGAAACUUGUCUCCCCGCUUUAGGAGAUGUCUUUUGUAUUGCUCAAUCAUACAGAGCAGAACAGUCCAGAACACAAAGACACCUAGCAGAAUACACUCACAUUGAAGCUGAGUGCCCUUUCCUGACUUUUGAUGAUCUCCUAAACCGUUUGGAAGACUUGGUUUGUGAUGUAGUAGACAGGAUCUUGAAAUCACCUGCAGCAAGCUUAUUAUAUGACCUCAAUCCGACCUUCACCCCCCCCAAAAGACCUUUCAAACGGAUGAACUAUUCAGAUGCUAUUGUGUGGUUAAAGGAACAUGAUGUAAAGAAAGAGGAUGGUACCUAUUAUGAAUUUGGAGAGGAUAUCCCAGAAGCCCCUGAGAGACUGAUGACAGACACCAUUAACGAACCAAUCUUGCUGUGUCGAUUUCCUGUAGAGAUCAAGUCCUUCUAUAUGCAGCGAUGUCCUGAGGAUUCCUGGCUUACUGAAUCUGUAGAUAUGUUGAUGCCAAAUGUUGGUGAGAUUGUGGGAGGUUCCAUGCGUAUCUGGGAUAGUGAAGAACUGCUAAAGGGAUAUAAAAGAGAAGGCAUUGAUUCUACUCCCUACUACUGGUACACUGACCAGAGAAAAUAUGGUACAUGCCCUCAUGGAGGAUAUGGCUUGGGCUUGGAACGAUUCUUAACUUGGGUUUUGAACAGAUACCACAUCCGAGAUGUGUGCCUGUACCCACGCUUUGUCCAGCGCUGUAAGCCCUAA
Messenger RNA from Gracilinanus agilis (Agile Gracile Mouse Opossum), 1680 nucleotides. Its product is annotated as asparagine--tRNA ligase, cytoplasmic-like. The transcript has a single exon. Gene Ontology annotation, cellular component: cytoplasm. Gene Ontology annotation, molecular function: ATP binding; asparagine-tRNA ligase activity; nucleic acid binding. Gene Ontology annotation, biological process: asparaginyl-tRNA aminoacylation. Lineage: Eukaryota; Metazoa; Chordata; Mammalia; Didelphimorphia; Didelphidae. Bases 1 to 1680 code for a protein of 559 amino acids. The record is from RefSeq and is a predicted model, not a curated record.